CGACUCUGUUGGUUUCGGCCUUUCCCUCAGAGCUGGAAACGACGGGAAUAGAUGGCAGGCCGGUCGCUGCACGCGCAGCUCUUUGACAAGACGCCAGAUCAGCUCUCUAUCAACCAGCGGCUGGAGCUGGACCCGGACCUCGACGAACUCGAGCUCGAGCUCGCGGCUACCGACGCGUCCGAGGCCGACCAGCAAGUGCUCGUCAUGUCCGAGACGAUCGACCUGCUUCGGCGCCACCUCGAAACGCAGCGCAAGGAGCUCCAAGCUGCUUACCGAACGCUCCACGAGUACGAGACCAAGACGCAGUCCGAGCGCUCGAAAGCACUUGCUACCGAGUCGCAGCAGGCGUCGGCCGACCAGCAACUCCGCGAUCUCGCCUUUACGCUCGAGCUCAAGAACGUUGCGCUGCACGAAGCGACGGUCGAGAAGGAGUCGAUGCGCAUUGAGCUGCAAAAGUACAAGGCGCUGACACGGGAGCUCUCGGAGCGUCUUGAGCGCAGUUGUGCCCCGGUGCACCACGCAACUGCGACGUACACCACCAGUAGCAACAACCAGAGCAAUAACGUCGCGGGCCUCAACCAAGCCAGCGUGCACUCGGCAGCGAGCAACCAGAGCGGCCACGUGCCCAAGCGCGAGCGAUUCGACCACAUUGUCCCUGCUUCGAUUGAGAACCGGGACGAUUUUUGGAAGCUGCAGUGGAAGGAGGCGAUGCGGGCUCGGAAGGGACACCCAACGACCAUCUACAACCAGUUCCCCGACCCGCCACCUCGGCAGCCAACGCUCAAGAUUUUUUCGAGUCCGCCCCACGGCAAGCGAGGGUUCGCGGACCGCGACGAGCGCUUCCCCGUGUCGCGCUACAUUGGCAUCAAUAGCCGACAGAGUGCGCUCAUCAAAGAGUGCUACAAAGUCGUUGGCAACACCACGUAAAACACACAUAUACAGUAUCGAAACCCUACACACAAUACAAUAGUCUAUUGUUGACCGAGA
Messenger RNA from Saprolegnia diclina VS20, 987 nucleotides. RefSeq lists its product as hypothetical. The record is from RefSeq and is a predicted model, not a curated record. The transcript has 3 exons. The coding region runs from base 52 to 927 and encodes 291 amino acids. NCBI's taxonomy places the organism in Eukaryota, Oomycota, Saprolegniomycetes, Saprolegniales, Saprolegniaceae.